AUGUUGCGUGUUUCCAUGAGAUCGAAACUACUCACAAGGUUGCUGAAAAUCUGUCAACAGCCCACGACCGGUUUUGCCCCGCUUGGGGCUCAUCAGGUAGGCACAGUCCCCGAGUUUUUAGUCAACACAAUGUUCUACUUGAACCCAAACAUGAAACUGAGGCGGCCUUUAUGGCGUGAUUUCGUUAACAUGGUAGAAUUCUACUUGGUCUCUUACAUAAAAAUCCUUAAUAGGGGUCACAAUUUGGUUGAUGGUCUGUUCGCAGAGCUUGGCAGUUGGAUUGCAAACGUUUCAUCACCAAUCGAAGUGGCAUCGUCACCACUCAACCGUGCACAGACGAUGUCACCUCGAUUGGUGAUGAAACGUUUGCAAUCCAACUCCCAAGCUCGGCGAACAGACCAACAACCAAACAGCGCACCCGAGCUACCUACAUUCCACAAUAUUGCUAAGAGGUCGCAAUCACAGUUUCAGAAAGAUCUAAAGCAUAUACGGUGUUUUGCUAAUCGUACCACAUACGGACUACCACGCAGUGUGAAGCAAAGUCAAACCAAUCACAACAACGGAAGCAAAAUAUUGUUUGAUUCACAUCCAAUCGAAUUCAUCCCAAGGACGCAAGACACUGCUCUUAAUAUUGACAGCCCAUCUUUGAGAGCCCAUCACUUGUUUGAUUCACAUCCAAUCGAAUUCAUCCUAGGGACGCAAGACACUGCUCUUAACAUUGACGAAGAAUCUUCGACAGCCCAUCACUGGUUUUGUCCUUCUUAG
This is a messenger RNA of Opisthorchis viverrini, 765 nucleotides long. RefSeq lists its product as hypothetical. Lineage: Eukaryota; Metazoa; Platyhelminthes; Trematoda; Opisthorchiida; Opisthorchiidae. The transcript has 5 exons. The coding region runs from base 1 to 765 and encodes 254 amino acids. The record is from RefSeq and is a predicted model, not a curated record.